CGACGAGAUCGACAUAAGGAUUGGGUGACCAUUACACAUAGCUCAUACGUGUCACUUUCGCAUUUCUAACGGCUGCAGAAAGGAGCAAGCCCUUGGCUGGGAAAGACGGGACGGACGCUCACGCCAACCUACACGCCCCAUCGGACGACAGACAGGCCUACCACACUACAAAGCAUCGCUGCCUCGCGUGAUCCCUUUGCCGCCAUGACGACUCCUUCAUCAACGGAGUUUGGGCAUCCCCUGCGCAAGUUCAAGCUCGUCUUUCUCGGUGAGCAGAGUGUCGGCAAAACGUCGUUGAUCACUCGAUUCAUGUACGACACAUUCGACAACACAUAUCAAGCGACAAUCGGCAUCGACUUUUUAAGUAAGACCAUGUACCUCGAGGACCGGACCGUCCGGCUCCAAUUGUGGGACACGGCAGGUCAGGAACGCUUCCGGUCGUUAAUCCCAUCGUACAUCCGCGACUCGUCCGUAGCGGUGGUAGUGUACGACAUCUCGAACCGCGCCUCGUUCCAGAACACGUCCAAGUGGAUCGACGACGUGCGCGCCGAGCGCAGCAACGACGUCAUCAUCGUUCUUGUCGGCAACAAGACCGACUUGUCCGACAAGCGCGAAGUCACCACCGAGGAGGCGGAGAAGAAAGCAGCCGAGUUCAACAUCAUGUUCAUCGAGACCUCAGCCAAAGCCGGCCACAACGUCAAGCCGCUGUUCAAGAAGAUCGCGCAGAGCUUACCGGGUAUGGACAAGGAUGGCCAGCAGGCAGAGCAGGAAGGGCAGAACAAGAUGAUCGACGUGUCUGCAACAACGCAAAAUGCAGCAGCAGAAGAGGGCGGCUGCAAGUGUUGAUGUUGCUGCAUCUCCACAGUUGCCCGUUCUACAGAGGCGCAGUUCUCGGAUCGCUAGAGGGGAAGGGAGGCGUGUUUUUCUGUGCUGUAAUACCAUAUUCUUCCUUGUUUGUUUUGCAACGAAUCGCAAGCCAGGCCCGAACCUUCCCAGCAUUCCCAGGCGCAUACAUCCCUUCCCAACGCACCGCAUCGCAUCUCUCCCCUGUGCCCUCUGGCCGUGCUGUGAUCUCAAUUGCGUUGAUUUGCUCUGCUACUAUGAUACAGCUGAUAGGGAAGAUGCAAAUGCAGCAUAUGUAAAUGGCUCUACUACGGUCUCUAAGGAUGCACGAGAGUUGCUUGGAAUGUGGUGACGCGGGGUGGAGCAGCAUGCAAUAAACAGUAGGCUCGC
Messenger RNA from Tilletiaria anomala UBC 951, 1233 nucleotides. RefSeq names its product putative YPT6-GTP-binding protein of the rab family. The record is from RefSeq and is a predicted model, not a curated record. Gene Ontology annotation, molecular function: GTP binding; GTPase activity. The coding region runs from base 205 to 846 and encodes 213 amino acids. Lineage: Eukaryota; Fungi; Basidiomycota; Exobasidiomycetes; Georgefischeriales; Tilletiariaceae. The transcript has 5 exons.